Molecule: messenger RNA, 461 nt
Organism: Cylicostephanus goldi
Lineage: Eukaryota; Metazoa; Nematoda; Chromadorea; Rhabditida; Strongylidae
Source: the annotation of a GenBank genome assembly
AUGCUGGCAAAAUCAGUGGGACAGUUCAAGUUGACCGGAUUGGUAUACUUAGAUAGCGGCACAAAGAAGUCCGUAGAUGCUACAUCAAAAAUGAUUGCUGAUCUAUUUUCAAGUAUUCUUUCGAAUUCUAGGUGGCUUCCCAUUGCCGAAAUGUCAGAUACGCUCAAUAAGACACUUACGAGGGAUGAGCAGGCGCACUAUCCAUUCGGAUGUCGUGUAGAAACGGGAUCUGUUAUAGAAAAACGAAGGAUUCCCAAACGAAGAAAGAAGAAAAGGGGAAGGAAGAAACAAAAGCCAAAAUUUGUGAUUGUGACAAAAUCUGUUCCCGUGUUCAGAGCUUACUGUCUAGCUAUAACCAAGAAUUUCAUGGAACUCUUUGCUCAGUUUGUGGAUUCCGUCAACGGGGAUCUGAAAGAAAUAACAGAUGCAGUUCAGAAAAUUAAGAGUAAGAUGGAGUGAAC